Molecule: messenger RNA, 3384 nt
Organism: Closterium sp. Yama58-4
Lineage: Eukaryota; Viridiplantae; Streptophyta; Zygnematophyceae; Desmidiales; Closteriaceae
Source: the annotation of a GenBank genome assembly
AUGGCGGCGCUGGGCGGAGGAUGGGCGGACGCCUUGCGCAAAGCGGCGCAGGUCAAAACGGAGCAAUGGCCGCCAUUUGAGGCGGCGGCCGCCAAGCCCAAGCGCCAAUGGCCGGCGGUCGCUCUCCCCCUCGCCAGUGCUUCAGCGUGCGCCGUUUCCGCCGCCUCCGCCUCGCCUGCGCAGACGCCGCGCGCAGGUUCCGCGCAAGCUGCGCCGCUUGGGGCGAAACCCGCUUCCGCCAAGGUCCCCGAAUUUUCGCCUUCCGCCCAGCACUCUCCGCCCGCUUCCCCGAAUACUCCCCCGACGUCCAGCGGCGUUCACGCCGGCACGGUUCCCGCACGAGCAAAGGUGGUGGCGCAGGGACCAUGUUCCGCCACGCCCGCGCCGUCCGCGCAGGAGAUGCGCGCCCUUGAGGAGGCGAACGCGCUGUUAACUGCUCUCUUCGGCCCGAACGCAGAUCUUGCUGCGGUUAGCGAAAGUCGACGGAAUCCGUCCGACAAACGAUUUCCGUCAGCUGACGGCGCUGAGCCGUCGCCACGACCCGCAAAAACCGGCGAGAAACACUCGAAGCCGCAAAACGAGCAGCGCUGCCAGUCCAAAGUCCCCGCGAGCCCGCGCCCGCCUCCGGCGCAAAGGCGCUCAGCGGGCGGCGCGGGGAAGAAGAGCUUCGCGCGUGGCGCGCAGUCGCCCAGAGUAUCUGUUCCUUCAGCGCGGCCGGCUGGUGCGCCGUUUUCUGCCGCGGAAUUGCCGGCGCCGUCAAGUUUCUACGCCGGUCUCUCUUCCAGCCGAGCCGUUGGCGGCGAAUCUCCGGUUGUUGCGCUGUUCGAGGGGGAAGCGACGUUUCCCGCGAUCAUGGCGGAGCUCUGGGCGCUCCAAGGCGGGCGCAAGGCGGAAGGCGCAAAGGCUGCAGGUGCGGGCGCGGAGAGGCGCGAGCGCCGCCAAGGCGUGAAGAAGGGAGAGCAGGGCGAUGAAUCGGCGGCGCAAGGGGCAGGCGCAACGUUGGCGUUGGGACGAGGACACGCGGAAGCGAACGGACAGGCAGGCAGCCUGCGGGAAUCUGAGCUUGCGCCUCCCCCCGAAUUGCGCGCUCUAAAGGGGAACGGAGCGGAUGGUUGCGCGUCGCGCGGCGCGAAGCUGACUUCACCCUCAAACGAGGCGGUGACACUUGGCGUUGAACGCGCGCCGGUCGCCAAUGCCACGUCACCAGUUGAAGCGGAAGCAACUGCGCUGCUCGAUAUGGUCACAAAGCUCCUGUCCACCGAUAAGAAUGUGACUGUAAACGGGGGUGAGUGUACCGAGAUGAUUAAGGGGACAGUAGAGAAGUUUAAGCAGGAGCUUCUGACGAAGCUUCCUGGGCGAGAUGCGGGGGAGGUGGCGGGCGGGGGACAAGGGAAGGGGGGUCCCGGCGCGGGGGUGGAUGGGGGGAAACGCGGGGUCGCGAUUGCGCGGAUGGCGCCGGUGAAGCUGGAACAUGGGGAAGAGGAGGGCAUGGGGGAAGGAGGAAGCGCGCGAGAGGGAGAAGAGCAGCAACAGGCCUUCCAGCCGCCUUUCCAGCCGCCUUACCAGCAGCCUUUCUUAUUCACAGCGACCACCCAGUCUCGAGAACCGAGUGCUGCCCCGGAAACUGUUCACGUGCCAGAUGGCGGGUUCUCACUGGACCAUCCUGUUGCGUGUGCCAUGUGGGAGCCCUCGACAUCAGGCUCGGUGGCUGCAUCGGCAAGCGACUACACGUGGGCUGCCGGGCCUGCGGUCGCACCAGACUCCUCGCCAGCUGAUGCUCAGCGCGCCGCAGAUUUCGCAGCAGAUUUUCCACUGCCGGUUCAUACGGAUGCCUGUCUGAAUGCCGCUGCAGCCAUCACAGAGCUCCCACUCUUCCCAGCUUCAGCAGCUGCUAGAGAAGCAGCUGCUGCCAUCUCAAGCCUCGGAACGGAGGAGAAGAAGGGUGUUUUGGCUCGACUCAAGGCGGAGCUGCGAGCGAGCAUAUUCGAGGUAAUCGACGACAAGGACAAGACGGCGAGCGGCGACGAGCAACGCGCCGUGAGAGGCGGCUGCAGCGAGCAAGCGAAGAACCUGCACGACUCCAAAACGGGUCAUCUGCUCACGGCGCUGCUGUGCGAGUACCUCGAGUGGGGGGAGAUGGACCAUACCCUCAAAGUGUACCUCUCGGAGUGUAACCUGCCACCGGUGUACCCGCGCCGACCAAAGCUAGAGGACGAGCUCGGCCUGCCGUCGUCCAAUGCCAUCAUGACACCUGGCGGUGCCACGCGGCCGCUGCUGCACGAGCUGAUUGACGCCUACUUCACUCUCAAGGCACAAGUCAAGUCAGGCGCCACAGGCACAUCGUCAUCUGGAGGCGGGCUGCUCUCUCGUGCCACUGCUCGUAGCUCUAGCCCCUCAGCCGGUCAGAGGUCCCCCAGAAGCACCUCGCCGCUCACGCGUGGCUUCAGCAGUGCGUUUGGUCGCAGCAGCAGCGGUGGGGGCGAGCGCGAGCGGUCCUCCUCAGGUAGCCGGCGCAGCAGCAGCGGCGGCAGGGCGGUGCCUGAGCCGGCGUCCAGAGGUGAAAGCGACACUGAAAGGGGCGGCGGCGGGGGCGCGUUUUCCAAGCUGCCAAUUUCGUUGCUACGUGACAUCCCUUCCGCGGAUGAGGAAAACCCGGGAGAGUUCACCGCGGUUUACCCUUCCGAUUUGCGCAUCGCCAACCCUAAGGAAGUAACCAGCACUGCAGACGAAAUAGAUAAGCUUCGCAAGGACGAGAAGGAUCGCCAGAGGCGUCGUCGCCGGACCUGCUGCUGCCGCGUCGCAUGCUGGUCGCUCAUCGUCCUCGCCGUCGUUAUCGUCGGCCUAGGCGUCGCAGGGCUCGUCGCAUACCUGACAGUCUCGAAGCAGCAGCCAGAGGUGAAGGUCGAGCAAAUCAACAUCAUCCGCGUCGGCAUCACCAAAACGGGCGGCGGCUUCCUGGGCCUCGAAAACUUCCGCCUGGGCCUAUCCGCGUUAGUAAACGUCACCGCGCUCGUGUAUAACCCCAACAACUGGGACGUGGAAGCGGAAAACAUCAGCAUCGACGUCAAAUUCUUCGACAUGCAUGUUGCGAAUGUAACCCUCCCUGGCGUUGUGGGCAUGAGCAAGGGUGGGAGCGCGGAGUUGACUGUUCCCCUUGAUAUUGUCGACGCGCCCCUGGCGACGCUGAGUCCCGCGAGCCUGCUGACGACGCCGCUGCUGCAUGGGCGCGCGGAAAUGCGGGUGGUGGUUGGCACUGCAGCGCGCGUGAAAUACUGGGGCAUCUCGUCGCCGCGCGUUAUAGUGCAUGUGGAAUGCACGAUGCAGCUGGACCCGUUUUCCGCUAAGAAGUACAACGAGCGGUGUACACCCAGCAUCUCACUGUGA